Molecule: messenger RNA, 337 nt
Organism: Chrysoperla carnea
Lineage: Eukaryota; Metazoa; Arthropoda; Insecta; Neuroptera; Chrysopidae
Product: glycine-rich cell wall structural protein-like
Exons: 2
Coding region: 11-337 (108 amino acids)
Source: RefSeq, a predicted model, not a curated record
AUAAAUUACAAUGAAGUCAAUAAUUUUUAUUGCAACAAUUGUAUUCGUAGUAGUUUUGGUGUACUCCGAAGAGAGUGUAAAAGAUACCAAACGCGUUGGUGUGGUCAGUGAAUAUGAACACGGAAGCUAUGGACCAUACGGUGGGGAAUAUGAACGUCACGAAGAAGAGAUAAUAGCAGGUCAUGGGCACGGAAGUGGAUACCAUCAUGGUGGUGGAUACGGCCAUGGAGGUCAUCAUGGAGGCCAUGGUAGUGGUAUUCGUGAUCACGACCGUUAUCAUGGUGAUAGGUAUGAACCUGGCUAUCGCCCAGGUUAUGGUGAAAGAUACCCACUAUAA